GACAAGAUGGCGGCUUCCGCAACGGCAAGCAUUACAUUUUGUCUGAUCCUGCAGGUCAUGUUGAUCUCGGUCCAUGGGAAGUCUCCGAAUAUUGUGUUUGUCCUGACGGAUGAUCAAGAUGUUGUGCUAGGUGGACAGACACCUAUGGUAAAAACAAAGAAAUUAGUCGGAGACCAAGGAAUUAUUUUUAACAACAUGUUUGUGACAAGUCCGCUGUGCUGCCCAAGUCGUUCCAGCAUCUUCACAGGAAAAUUUGUCCACAACCAUGGUGCCCAGAACAACAGCAUCAGUGGUGGCUGCAGCAGCACGAAGUGGCAAACCACUCAGGAGACUACAGCGUUCCCCACACACUUCAGUCAGCAAGGAUACACCAGUUUCUUUGCGGGAAAGUAUCUAAAUGCUUACGGACUGAAGCCGGCGGGCGGGGUGCAGCAUGUCCCUCCAGGAUGGGACUGGUGGAAUGGUCUGGUGGGGAACUCUGUGUACUACAACUACACGCUGUCAAUAAAUGGCACUGCCCAGGACCACGGACAGAGCUAUAACAGUGACUACCUCACUGAUCUCAUUCAUAGACAAGCAAUAGGAUUCCUACAGGAGCAAGACAAGGACUCAAAGCCAUUCUUCAUGAUGAUGUCCACCCCAGCCUGCCACGGCCCCUUCACCCCCGCCCCUCAAUACAGCCAGAACUUCUCCAAUCUCACCGCCCCCAGGAAUGGCAGUUUCAACAAACAUGGAAACAACAAGCACUGGCUAAUUGAGCAGGCCAAAACACCAAUGCCCAAUGACACUAUUGCCAACAUCGACGAUGUAUUCCGAAAUAGGUGGAGGACAUUGUUGUCAGUUGAUGACAUGGUGGAGAACGUGGUCAACAUGUUGGACAAGAAAGGACUGUUGGACAACACCUUUGUCUUUUUUUCUUCAGACAAUGGCUUCCAUCUUGGGCAGUUUUCAAUGCCACAAGAUAAACGGCAGUUCUAUGACUUUGACAUCCGUGUUCCACUCAUGGUGCGAGGUCCAGGGGUCAAAGCUGGUCAAGUCAGAGACGAAGUGGUUCUCAACAUAGACUUGGCCCCGACAUUUAUCGAGCUGACCGGCAGCAAAGUUCCCGAUGAUGUUGACGGUUUGUCUCUUCUUCAACUUUUGGAAAAACCGACGAACAAGUCCGACCCGACCUUCAGGACCAAGUUCCUCGUUGAACAUGAUGGGGAGUCAGAAUCUGAAAUACCAAACUGUCCGCAGUUCAAAGAUCAAGGUCUCUCAGUAUGCAGCCACCACUGCGUGUGUGAAGACUCCACAAACAACACGUACGCCUGUGUGGUGGAGACGUUACGGACCACGCACUACAAGUAUUGCCAGAUGCAGGACUCGGUGAACUUUGUGGAAGUGUAUGAUCUGGUGAAGGAUCCAGCAGAGUUGAACAACAUCGUGAAGUCAGCUGCGCCUAGCCUCAUUUCACAAUUCAGCGCCGAUCUUGCUCGCAUGUCUGAGUGCAAGGGAAAAGACUGUCGCAAGCUGCAGAAGACUUGACCUCCCAUCCUGUCACAUCAUCUUCAUCCCAUUAUCAGCCACCAAUCAUGAUUCUCAGCCAAAGAAAAUCAAUCUCAUUCAAAUCAGAUCUUAGUUCUCGCUACGGCUAAACAAAGAUCUGAGGACAUCCCAUUAAGGGUCACGUCAGGCCGACUUGCGCGAACUUUGACCGACCAAUGGAAUGACCCAUCAGAA
This is a messenger RNA of Haliotis rufescens (red abalone), 1722 nucleotides long. Its product is annotated as N-acetylglucosamine-6-sulfatase-like. Gene Ontology annotation, molecular function: N-acetylglucosamine-6-sulfatase activity; glycosaminoglycan binding. NCBI's taxonomy places the organism in Eukaryota, Metazoa, Mollusca, Gastropoda, Lepetellida, Haliotidae. The record is from RefSeq and is a predicted model, not a curated record. The transcript is spliced from 12 exons. The coding region runs from base 7 to 1527 and encodes 506 amino acids. Gene Ontology annotation, biological process: glycosaminoglycan metabolic process.